This is a messenger RNA of Alligator sinensis (Chinese alligator), 7302 nucleotides long. RefSeq names its product histamine receptor H1 (gene HRH1). Lineage: Eukaryota; Metazoa; Chordata; Crocodylia; Alligatoridae. The coding region runs from base 3740 to 5200 and encodes 486 amino acids. Gene Ontology annotation, biological process: positive regulation of vasoconstriction; chemical synaptic transmission; G protein-coupled receptor signaling pathway, coupled to cyclic nucleotide second messenger. The record is from RefSeq and is a predicted model, not a curated record. Gene Ontology annotation, molecular function: histamine receptor activity; neurotransmitter receptor activity; G protein-coupled serotonin receptor activity. Gene Ontology annotation, cellular component: membrane; dendrite. The transcript is spliced from 4 exons.
CGCCCAAAUAACCUUGUCUGCCUUCUGAAGCCUUGAACGUUUAUUAUGUUAUGACUGUAGAGAGCUUUCAGGGGCCUCAUCCUGUGAAAAAUAUAACUUCUUUAAGGGCCCCUGGUUAUAUGUUGGGUUUUCACAUGCAAAUUGACAGAUUGAUUUCUUGAUGGGCUACUCCCCAUCAACACAGCACUUUUGCAAGUUCUUCCAAAUACAGUUAAUCCCUCCCUUUCCCUGUGCACAAACUAGUUAUGGAAACGAGGGCAUACAACAUUAUUAUAACAUAAACACAUUUAAACCUUAAAUAUUAAAACAAACCCAUCAUUGUCAUACAAGCACAAUUAUUCUUUCACUCUAUUUGACACUGCUGAGGUCUCACCUGGUAUACUGUGUCCUGUUUUAGGCACCACAUUUGAAAAAGGACAAGGACAAACUAGAAGGACUGCAGCAGAGAACAACAAAAAAUAUUAGAAUUCUGGUAUCACAACAUCUGAGGGAAUGUUGCAAGGACUGGGAAUAUUUAUUUUACUUAUUUAUUUAUAGAUUUACAUUAGGGAGUUGGCAAACCCUGCCACAUGUGUCAGAGUGUGGCAUGAGGAGGCAUUUUACUUGGCACAUGCACCUUGAGGCGGAUGGCGAUGUAGCCCAAUCCGGGUUGUGACAGUGCAACCCCAGCCCCUUCUCCGCUGUUCACACCAAGGGGCAAAUGUACCUGCCACCAGCAAUGAGUCAGGCUGCUGCUAGCACCUCAGGCUCCAUGGUGGGUGGCAAGGGCCUGCUUAGAGCCCAGGCCAGCUGUGGGAGGCAGCCAGGAGACUACAAGUGGCUGCACCAGGGUCCACGGAGCCCUGCCCUGACUUGUUGCUGAUGGCAGGUAUACAUAUGCCUCGGGGAAAAAUGCUGGGGAAUGGGCCAGGGCUGCACUAUCACAACAAGGAUCAGGCCUCUCAUGGGUCCCCUGCCACCUGCCCCUGGCAUACCAACAUCUUACAAGUUGAGGUUACGGGUGUUUUUGAUUCUCUGUCCAAAAACGUUGCUGAUCCCUGAUUUAUAUGCCUCCCCAAAAAAGGCUCAGGGUAGUUUACAAUGAAAGACAAAAAUAUAGAAACAGAAUAAAAUAUUCAAAUAAGAAAUUACAACAAAAUAAACUCCCCUAUUAUCUCCCCCCAAUUAAAAAAUAAUCCACUUCACUCCACCUCCUCCCACUCUGCCUAUGACCAAAGAAAGCAUCCCUUUCUAGUCAAUGCAACCUGCUUCCCAACCACAUAUGACCACAAAAGAAAAGCACACAUUAGCUCUAAAAGAACGAUUACUCAUUUUCCUUAUGUAUACCUUAGGUAGAUUAGAGCCUGUGCAAAAUUGUUUCAAUUUAGUUCAUCUUGUUAUACCUCAAAGUUGAUGAAUAUUGAGUUUGCAUAAAUUAAUCUGGCUGAGAAAGGCUGAUUAAAACACUUCAUUGCGUAGUUUACAAGAAACUACCAAAAUGAUAUUUCCCAACAUCCACCCACAGAAUUUAUACAGAGUUUUCUGAAGUACAAUUUAAACAGAAAGAUACAAAGUGGGUGAAAAAAAUAAUGAAGUGUGAUUUUAAACAGACUAGGGAGAAGAAAACAUAAAUUACUUAUUCCCUCUGAAGUCUAACCUCUCUGAAACCUAACAAUGCAGUUUAACACUAACCAGAUACACUGAAAAAGUGCAAAUUAUGAAAUGUGUAGUAAUUUUUUUUGUCAUAAUUUUAGACCUGGAAAAGCUCCAAUAUUCUUAUGUAACCUCUCAUCCAGGGCACAAAUAUCAUCACAUAUUGAACCACUAAAAUAUAUAUGCUGAUGUACGUUAGCAAGAAUGAUGAGCUUGUGGCUAGAGCACACAAUCUGGAACCUGGUUUAUAUUUUUGCCUUCGUUACUUCACAUAAAUCACUUAAUACUUCUGUCUCACAGUUUUUCCAUAUGUAAAGUGGAAAUAAUAAUACCUUUUUCACACACCUUAAAAUCCACCAGAUUGUAUAUACCUUUAAGUUCCUGGGGGGAACGUUUCUAAAGAAUUUCAAAGUUGUUUUAUUUAUCCCUUAAACAAAUGGGCAAAUCUUAUUUCAUUUUACACACUAAAAUGGCUGAUUUCAAGCCAUAGAACUGCUCUUUUUGGUACUUAUGCCACCCCAUGUGCAAUGUGGAUAUGUAAGCAUCCACACAGAUACCAUGUAUGUGCAGUAAGCUGUGCUCUGGUCAGGCAGUUGCAAUGGUAACUAUAAAUUCAUAAUCAUACUUGGCAAAAAAACAUGUUAAGCAGCUAUUAGAUGAGCGGAGGGCAGUUCUGCUAUGCUUAAGCCCCAACAGCUGAGUGAUUAGAGCAUUAAGACAGUCAAAGAGAUACAAGGGUGGGAAGGUGCAAAAUUAAGUUUGGGUCCUAACCACUGGGCAAGUGCCCUAACCACUGAGCUACUGAGACUAAAGCAGAAGAGGGCUUUCCUUUUCCUCAUUUUGGCCACAGUAAAACGUUGUGACUUGGGCUCAGUUAUGUGAAUACAGAGUCACCAACCUGCCCAGCCGGAUUAUGCAACCUCCUGUAGGCGCUCAGUAGCCAGAGGCUGUGCCUUACUGUAUGCAGAGUAGGAUUGCAAACUGUGUGCAGGUACCCAAAAUAGCAAGGGCAUGGCUGGAAAGCUGAUUUUGGCACCAAAAGUAAACUCAGAGGUGUAAAUGGUCCAGCUGGACCUGGGCAGCACAGGGUAGGGGCACGGAGCACCGCAGAGGAGCAGGAGGCUUCAGUCCCGAGAGCAGAACCGGGCUGUGAGGCUGCUGCAAGGGAACGGGUCACCCCAGCGCCGGGCUCACCCUGCAGCGGCCGCAGUUUCAUGCAGGAGCCACCAGGCAAAGCCCUCGGUUUGGCGGCCGCGUCAAGACCAGGGAGGACUUAACCCAGCUGUUGGCUGGACCCGUCCCUCCCACGGAGGCUGAGCCACAGGGCCUCCGUUCUCCUUCACCGGGGCCAUGAUGUGGCGCCCUCCGGGGGGCUGCUGGGUGAACCGGGGCUCUUCUGCGCUCCAGGCGACCUUUGGGCCGUCUGUUCCGGCGCCGCCGACGGGCCUGGCCUUCCCGCCCGGGACAAGCCAGCGGCGGCCACAAGCUGCCUGGAGUUGGGGCGGGCGCCGUGGGGCUCCUCGCUCCGCACCCACACGGCCUGGGCUCAGCGAUGCGCCGGGGGCUCCGUGCUUCUCGUUUCCCUACGCGAACAGCGGCCUCCUUCUUCCCUUCAAGCCCCAUGGGGCCGAGGCGCUGCCGGAGACGGCGGGGCGGGGCGGGGUAGCGCGGAGAAGCUGCGCCCGGGCUGAAGCCAGUCAGAGGCAAGUGCCUGCAUCCGGCUCCAGCGGGAUGCGCCCGCGCCGCCGGGGCUGCCUCUGCAUCACGGAAGCUUUCGUGGGGGGGUGCACUCGUCCUCGGGACCGGCUAGACACGGAAAAAAAUUUUGUCAGGAAGAAUGAAACUGAGAACCCACUGGCUGAUUCCUCCCCACCCGAUGGUCUUAUUUCAUCAGCUGCAUGCACAGAGGGAUGAGGAGUGUCCAGAGUGUUGUUGCUGAAAAAACAACAUAUCAAUCCUCUCCUGCGCUUUUUCCUCAACUUAUGCUCAGCCACUGAAAAAAUAAAAAAACAGCUCAUCAUAAACUCACUAGAAAUAGGUAGAAAGAGUGAAUUCUCCAGGAUUUUCACAUCUGCCUUGAUUCCUACUUUGUGACCUUGACCACAAGAUGUGUGACCUGAACAAAACCACAACACAGAACUCAACAGGGGUCCAUUUAGCUCCAUUAGGUUUGGUCCUAGGUUGCAUUUCGCUGAUCACUAUUGUCCUAAAUAUAUUGGUCCUAUAUGCAGUGAGAACAGAAAAGAAAUUACAGACAGUUGGCAACCUAUAUAUUGUUAGCCUCUCUGUUGCAGAUCUUAUAGUUGGUGCAGUUGUUAUGCCCCUGAAUAUCGUGUACCUACUGACCCCAACAUGGGUCCUAGGUAGACCAAUCUGUCUUUUCUGGCUUUCGAUGGAUUAUGUAGCCAGCACUGCUUCCAUUUUCAGCCUCUUCAUAUUGUGCAUAGAUCGUUACCGUUCCGUUCAGCAGCCGCUCAAGUAUCUCAAGUACCGGACCAAAACUAGAGCAACUGUAAUGAUUUCCGGAGCUUGGCUAGUUUCUUUUCUGUGGAUCAUACCAAUUCUGGGUUGGCAUGUUUUUGCCAAUGGUGGAGAAAGGAAGGUUUGUGAAGAUGUUUGUGAAACUGAGUUCCACAAAGUCACCUGGUUUAAGGCGUCAACAGCCAUUGUCAACUUCUAUGUGCCAUCUUUACUGAUGUUAUGGUUCUAUGUGAAAAUAUUCAGGGCUGUUCAGAAACACUGUCAGCAUCGAGAGUUCAUCAAUGGAUCAUAUCAGUCUUUCUCAGAAAACAAAAUCACACAUAGUGGUAAGGUUCAAGAAGAGCAAAACAUUUGUCUCCAGAAGGAAAACUUGGGUUUAAACACAAAUGUUUUGAAAAAAAGCUUGGUAGAUCCCAGCUGCAAUGUCAAUAUCAACUUCCCUCCUGAAAGUGUAGAGGCAAAGCUUCACCGAGGCAGCUCAGACAAAGCCUCAAAGGCCCUCCCUAGAAGAAAUGACAGAAAAGUCAUGAAACUUAGCUGCUUCCCCCUCACUAUUGCCCAGACUCAGCCAGGCAUAGAAAAAGUGAGCAGGAUGUAUACGUCAGUUGAUAAGCACAAACAGAAUGAAGAGUUGCCUUGCCCAGGGGAUCCUGAAUUAAGUGACACGUCUGAACACACUUUCGCAGAAGUGGCCUCAUGUAAAAAUGACUCUGAUCCUACUUUGGAGUCAAAUUCUGGUUCUGAAGAAAAGACUAAUAACAAAGAUGUUGUAGGUCUUGGUUACCUGAAAAACACCUGGAAGAGACUGCGCAUCCAUUCCAAGCAACACAUACAAGGACUACAUAUGAACAGAGAAAGAAAAGCAGCCAAGCAGUUGGGUUUUAUAAUGGCAGCUUUCAUGUUGUGCUGGAUUCCGUACUUUGUGGUGUUUAUGAUAAUAGCUGUUUGUAGGUGUGAGAAGUUUAAGUUACACAUGUUCACUAUCUGGCUUGGCUAUGUGAAUUCCACCUUUAACCCACUCAUCUAUCCUCUCUGCAAUGAGAACUUCAAGAAGAUUUUCAAAAAGAUCCUUCGUAUCUCUUCAUAAUUUAUCUUGUGGCUGAUUUUAUUUGGUGUGGAAAAACAAAUGAAGUGUUCAUGACUCUUCAGUGACACACAACCUUUCACUUUUUCAAGGGAAAAAUAAUCAUGCGUGAGGUAUAAAGCUUUGGAAGAUUAUCUGUAAAACAAGUGUCUGUGAAAGUGGGCAAUGUGUAUGUUCAUAUGGCAAAUAGGAGCUUAAGAGUUCAAAGUAUUUAUAGGGGAUCUGGCUUUGACCAGGACUCCUGAUAACUCAGGGGCCAGUCUAAGGACUGCUAGGCUAUUGUGCAUUUUUUACAUCUUUUAAGACUACCUCUUUCCAUUAUGUAUACCAAAACUGGAGAGAAGAUAGAAAUCUUCAGUGAUAUAGAAGUAUCUGGAAAAUUUAUAGAAAGAAACAGACUGCAGUUUAUAUUAUUAGCCAAAUACUCAUUUUGACUUCUAUAAUAUACAUUUUUAAACCUGGGAACAUGCAUCUUGUUGAAGGCAUAGAUUGCUUACCACAUAAUUUUUUUAUGUAGUAUAAAUAUGGAGUUUGAAUUGUUGUUUUUUUUCAAAUGUAUCCUGUUUAUUUAUAAUUUCCCCGGUAUAAUGCACUUUUUAGAGAUACCAAGUUGUAUUGUGAUGUGCUAUAAAUCUUGGGUUUUGUGUUUAACAUUCUUCAGUGUUUGUUCAUUUCACUGGAAAACACAUUAAUAAUUUUCUAUGCUUCAACUAUUUUCCAUGUUUAUUGUAUGUAAGACUUCUACCAGCCACUAUAUGCUAGUUACUCCUGUUAAGAAAGUGCACAAUUGAUUCUGGGCUUGUAGAGAUACAGUUAUGUUAGAGUAACAGUUAUGUACUAUUUCUCCUUCCCCUAAUAAGUUCUGCUAAAGUUAGUGCAUGCAUGCUACCUUUCACUAUAUAAAAUAUUCAUGCAAAUCUGCAUCCAGCAACUAAGAUUUUAGAGAAAGAGAAAUGGAUAUCCAAAGUAUGCGUUUCUUUUGCUGUCACUUAAAUGUAAUUGUAUCUCAAAAAUCAAGUUGAAAAUUCUAUUUACACAUUCAGGGCUAAACUAUAAAUGUGCCAAGGAAACAAGACCGGUUCUACUUUGACUGAGAGAGGUAUUCAACUGGAAGUGAAGCUAAUAAGUAACAUUUGCAGAGUCACUGGCUGAUCCAUUGUUCUAGGUACUGCAGCAAUCCCUAAAAGCAGAUAUUCCUAUCCACACACUAUGAAUCAAUGGUGACCCAGUGUGUACAUUUAAAUUUGGAUUUCUAAACAUAAGUUCAAGAACCAAAACAUAGUUAAUUAAAGUGUUUCUACUGGCGUAAGUGCUGGGCCUGCUUAAGGUGUACCAGAAUAAUCACACCAAGAUAUGAUCAUGCAGAGGACAGGAAGGAUAUUUAGCAAUAUAUAAGCUGACAGCCACAUUAUACUAUGACUGCAGCAUAGCAACACAUGCCUCCAUGUGCUCCUUUGAUGGAACUAGUUAAAAGAAAUAGUAAGCAGAACUUCAUUAAGAGUUCAUCCCUGUGGGGUCCCCCUCAGCGGUAUAUAUCAUUGGAUAGUGUGGCAGCCCAGACAUAAUACUACCAGCUUCCAUAACAUAUAAUCUCUAGACUUCAUCAGGUAUACUUCAUAUAAUGUCUAGGCCUCAGCAGAUAUACUUUAGUCUUGUGAUUUAGGGAUGGGUUGAGGAAACACUGUUUUUUCUUUCAUACCCCUAUAGUCAGGAAGGCCUCAUGCUCUUGCUUUCUAAAGGACCUCUAAAAUUCAGCCUAACAAUACUAUCCUCCUGCUGCCAUCUUGAUAUCCUGGUGCAUUUCUUUGUGAGAAUGAAAACAGUGUUUCAGUACUUCUAAAAUUGCUAAAUUAAUUUAGCAACAAAGAUAUAAUGGGCUGAGGAGAAGAGCUUUCUCCUGCCUACUCUUACCCUAUUAGGAAAAAAUAUUGUAGUGUAAUAGAAGAGAGGAACUGGGAGUUAUGUCAUCAAGGUUCUAUUUUCUGAGUGCAUACAAAUUUGCUGAGUGAUCUUGAGCAAGCUAAAACUUUGCUGUUUUUCUUACUGUUCAUUUGUUAAGUAAGCAUAAGCAAAGGUGUGAUAAGAGACAUGGGCAGUACUGGCAC